Staurois parvus is the source of this 349-nucleotide messenger RNA. Lineage: Eukaryota; Metazoa; Chordata; Amphibia; Anura; Ranidae. The record is from the annotation of a GenBank genome assembly.
CAGAUGUUCCAAUCCCCUCCAUAUCAUGUGAAUCAGGUGUUCCAAUCCCCUCCCAAUCAUGUGAUUCAGGUGUUCCAAUCCCCUCCAUAUCAUGUGAAUCAGGUGUUCCAAUCCCCUCCCAAUCAUGUGAUUCAGGUGUUCCAAUCCCCUUCCAAUCAUGUGAUUCAGGUGUUCCAAUCCCUUCCAAUCAUGUGAUUCAGGUGUUCCAAUCCCCUCCAUAUCAUGUGAUUCAGGUGUUCCAAUCCCCUUCCAAUCAUAGUCAAUAGCUAAAGACCUCCAAACUUGGUGUGGCCUUCAGAUGAGCCCAACAACAGUGCGUAGAGAGCUUCAUGGAAUGGGUUUCCAUGGC